This is a messenger RNA of Rodentolepis nana, 858 nucleotides long. NCBI's taxonomy places the organism in Eukaryota, Metazoa, Platyhelminthes, Cestoda, Cyclophyllidea, Hymenolepididae. The record is from the annotation of a GenBank genome assembly.
AUGUUUAAGGGUAUUCGACUAAAACGCAAACCAUCGGCUCUUUCACUUGAAAGAAAACGAUGUUCGCCAAAAUGUCGACUAUUUCAGCGAACAGAACCACACUUUGUUGAAAUUCCUCCAAUUGAUCAAAUUAAAAGAAAUGCAAUGAAAUUAAAAAAUUUUUGCAAAUCUGAUUUGAGGAUUGUUGAUAUUUUGCCCAAUUUGAAUUCAACAUCCACUGCUGGAACUCAGACAUGUGUUUCCACUGCAUCUGAAGCAAUACAAACUGUAAAUUCAAUUGAAAAUUCACUGAAUUCGGAAGACACUAAAGGUGAUAACAAUCUCAAAUUAAGGGGUCCAAAAGUCAAGGAUCUUGUUCACACACUUGAAGCUGAAUUGGGCAAUAUGCAUCUUUUUCCAAAGCUUCGACACAAUUCUGAUUGCACUGUAAAUGAGGAAGUAGAAAUCGAACCGAGAGUCACUCGCAAAGGGUACAGUUUGGAUGAGGAUUUACAAACCGCUACGGAGAAGCUGAUAAAGGAGCUGGAACGAUUGCAUAGUCAGGGUAAAUAUCCCACUAUGGAAAAAUCAAGUAAUAUUGAAGAGGGGUUUGCGGGUGACCAAACCAAUAAUUGCUGCGUGAAACCAAAUCAAGAAAAAGCGUACUAUAAGAGAUUGCCUAAAAGGGCACAUUCAGAGAGAUGUGCAACCUUUUACUACUACACAAAUAAUGAUAAUUCUACUGGGUCUGAGGAAUAUGAUUGGCUGGAGGAGAUACGAAAAGUUGCUAACGAUAAAACUUUGACACCUCAGCAACGGGAAAAAGAACUUGAUCAAAUCGCCGACUUGUUAAUUAGACAAAGGAAUGGACUAUCAUAG